Molecule: messenger RNA, 1527 nt
Organism: Hordeum vulgare subsp. vulgare (domesticated barley)
Lineage: Eukaryota; Viridiplantae; Streptophyta; Magnoliopsida; Poales; Poaceae
Exons: 1
Coding region: 321-947 (208 amino acids)
Source: RefSeq, a predicted model, not a curated record
UUAGCUGGUGAAUCAGUAGCUGAGUUAUUUUUGACACACUCAGCAUCAAGAAGAAGAAGGAGAAGGGGAAGAACCAAACUAAAAGCAAUGACGAAACUUCCACCGGGAGAAGAAAAGAAAAUAUAUAUAGGCCACCACUAACUAAACCCCACCUCCAUCCACCUUCCGGCGAAACCAAUUCCAUCCUCGCUUUCGCAAGACUCUUCCUUUCUCCCCUUUCCUUUCCCAACCCAUCGUCGCCCCGGCCCGAGGUAACCGCCAUAGCCACCAAGAAUCAAGAACCUUGCCUGCCGCGCGUCGUCCCUGAGGUCCAGGAGGGGAUGGAGGGCGGCUGCGGCGUGGCCGGCGGGACGGAGGGCGGCUGCGGCAAGAAGCAGCAACAGCAGGCGCGGCCGCAGUUCGGGCGGUCGCUGACGUACCACCACCACCAGGGGCACCGGCUGCUGCCCAGGUGGCGGCGGCCGCAGCUGGCGGACGAGCCCCGGGCGCGGCCGCAGGCGGUGGUGCUCUACACGACGUCGCUGCGCGGGGUGCGGCGCACCUUCGCGGACUGCUCGGCCGCGCGGGCCAUCCUGCGCGGCUCCCGCGUCGCCGUCGACGAGCGGGACGUGUCCAUGGACGCCGCGCUGCGCCGCGAGCUGCAGGCGCUGCUCGCGGCCCGGGGCCGCGCCUUCUCGCUCCCGCAGCUCUUCAUCGGGGGCCGGCUCGUGGGCGGCGCCGACGAGGUCCGGCAGCUGCACGAGUCCGGCCAGCUCCGGCGCCUCCUCGAGGGCGCCGCGGGCCAGGACCCGGCCUUCGUCUGCGACGCCUGCGGCGGGGUCCGCUUCGUCCCCUGCCCCGCCUGCGCCGGCAGCCGCAAGGUGUUCGACGAGGAGGAGGACCGCGCCCUCCGCUGCGCCGACUGCAACGAGAACGGGUUGGUGCGCUGCGCUAACUGCUCCUCCUGAUCCAUCCAUGCCGCUAAUUGAAUUGAAGGAUUAGAGUCGGUAGGUUCGUCGUCAGAUCAGAGAGAGGCGCAUUUUCGGUUCCUUGGGGUUCUUGAUUUAUGAUUUAUUAUGUGUCCUAGCUAAAUCGAUCGAUCAAUCCGAUCGUUUGGGGAUCGGAUUCUUAGCUGCUCAUGGAUGGAAGAGAACGAAUUGUUCUUGGCUCCUUUGCCGCGGAAUCGCCGUCCGGUGGUGGCGAUUGAUGAUGAUGAAUAAGAGCCGGUGCUUGUAUAUGUGUGUAAAAUUUGGCGCUGAUAUUAGCUUGGGUGAUUAAUGUAUGACGAAGAACUGAUGUAAAUACUUGAGCUUGGGAGUGAUCAAUUCUUGCCUAGUUCCCUGUUUAUCCAUGGUUUUGGUCAAAUCUCUUCAUGGAUGUAACUACAGUAGCAAUACAGUUCGAUACCUCAUCAAGAACUGGCCCAACUGUACUGGCAUGAAGUCUUUAAGGCCGAAAUCAGCUGUGAUCAACUGUACUAUUCAGAAGCUGUACUCAUGCUGUUCUAUAGCUGUUUUAUAAAUUAGAGCCACGUCUUCUGUUCUUUAA